AUGGAUAAUUAUGUGUCAAAUCCAGUCAAUAAGGACGAAGAGUGGUUAGAAUUUAUUACCAAGAACACCAAGGAAACUUCAGAAAAUCUGUCAAACGAUUUGAAUGCUCAAAAUCAAGAAACAGUUGAGACGCGAGUAAGUAAAGACUCCGUUGACAAUGACACUGACGAUGAGUGGUGUGAAGUAACUGAACGACCAUCAGGUGUUAUGGAUACAUUAUUAGAAGAACCUGACAUUUCUCAAGAUGGUGAUAAAGGAGAAGACUCAAAUAGACCACUUGGUAUAUUUAUAGAUAAAGAUGCUGAAUUUUUGUCUUUCCCUACCAUUUACUGUGGCAAACGUCAAGCUGAUAACAGUGAAAGACUUGUGCCUGUUCAAUAUAGUACAAUUUGUAAAUGGGAAUUACGAAGUCAAGAUAGAAGAGUUGCUCAGUCUAUGCCAAACAUUUUUUACAAAUUAAAAAAAUUACAGAUCAGACAAAUUCAAGGAAGUGCAAGUUUAUCUUUGCGUAAAUGUAAAACCAAAGGUAAAACUUACACAGCAGAAGAUUUGAAGUCUGAAAGUUCUGUUAAUAAGCUAAUCAAUUUAGAUGAAGGAUUCAAAGUUUUAUGUGUGUGUGUGGCUAACAGUUUGGAAAUUACCGACUUAUAUGUUGGCGCCAAUAGCAACAAUAUGGAUCCAGAUCCCAACCAUACAUUGUUAACUGUCAGUCAUCACAAUGAAAUUACAAGAGAACUACACAGCGCCCAUAAUUAA
Messenger RNA from Paramuricea clavata, 756 nucleotides. The record is from the annotation of a GenBank genome assembly. Lineage: Eukaryota; Metazoa; Cnidaria; Anthozoa; Malacalcyonacea; Plexauridae.